Messenger RNA from Anopheles arabiensis, 2645 nucleotides. RefSeq names its product tubulointerstitial nephritis antigen-like (gene Swim). The transcript is spliced from 8 exons. Lineage: Eukaryota; Metazoa; Arthropoda; Insecta; Diptera; Culicidae. Gene Ontology annotation, molecular function: cysteine-type peptidase activity. Gene Ontology annotation, cellular component: lysosome. Gene Ontology annotation, biological process: proteolysis. Bases 176 to 1567 code for a protein of 463 amino acids. The record is from RefSeq and is a predicted model, not a curated record.
GUCAGUUUGGACGCGAACGGCGAAGACUCCGUACGAGCACACGUUCUCGGCUCAGUCGCCUUUCUUUCUCGUGCCAGUGUGUUUGUUUUUGAGUGGUUAGUUCUAACAUAGUAGUGCAGCGACUUGGCCACACCAUACGCCGCCAACACAACAUUGGAGUUCCAAAAUCGCGAAGAUGAGACAUUUGUUGCUGUUUCUGGCGCUGGUAGGCUUUGCGGUCGGCCAAGGCAGUCGCUUCCGCCAAGAGUUCCCCGGCCCGUACUGUGCUGCGCGUGCAGAUAGAUGUUGCCGCGAUCGACAGGAUGGCUGUGCACAACCAAUCUCGACAACGCUCUGCUACUGUGAUGAGUUCUGCGAACGGGGCGAGCAUGGCGAUUGCUGUCCGGAUUAUGAGGAAGUGUGCAUGGGCAUUGCUCCCGAGCCAGAAAAUGCCACAUCCUGUGUGUACAAAAAUCGAUACUUCACACCGUACGAUCAGGCCCUAGUGGACAACUGUAAUACUUGCAAAUGCAACAUGGACGGUUCGGUCACCUGUACGGAAGACGUUUGUCUGGCGGACGAUGAUCUGCUCAGACAGCUGCACCAUCUGGAGCGGUCGAUCGGAUGGAAGGCAACGAACUACAGCGAAUGGUGGGGUUACAAGUACGACGAAGGCAAGGUGCUGCGUCUCGGUACGUUCCAGCCGAGGUUCCGCGUGAAGGCAAUGAAGCGACUGAGCAACAAGGGAGGCCACUUGCCAACCCGUUUCGAUGCUAGCGAACACUGGACUGGAUUGGUUGCUGAAGCCCGAGAUCAAGGCUGGUGCGGUUCGUCCUGGGCAUUCUCGACGGCAACGAUGGCUUCCGAUCGCUUCGCUAUCCUGUCGAAGGGUCGUGAAAUGGUUCAGCUAGCCCCGCAGCAGAUGCUAGCCUGUGUGCGGCGCCAGCAAGGAUGCAGUGGAGGACACUUGGAUACGGCUUGGCAGUAUCUGCGCAGAACUGGUGUGGUCAACGAAGAGUGCUACCCAUACAUUGCGGCACAGAAUGUGUGCAAAAUCAGUAACGACGACACGCUGAUCACGGCCAACUGUGAGCUGCCGGUUAAAGUGAAUCGUACGCUGAUGUACAAGAUGGGGCCGGCGUUCAGUCUCAACAACGAAACGGACAUCAUGGCCGAAAUCAAGGAUCGUGGAACGGUGCAGGCCAUCAUGCGAGUGUAUCGGGACUUUUUCUCGUACCGCAGUGGAAUUUACCGCCAUUCAGCUGCAGCCACACCCGCCGAGGAGCGUUCCGCUUAUCAUUCGGUGCGUCUGAUCGGUUGGGGAGAGGAACGUGUGGGCUAUGAUGUCGUGAAAUAUUGGAUUGCCAUCAACUCCUGGGGCCAAUGGUGGGGCGAGAAUGGUCGCUUCCGUAUUCUGCGCGGAUCCAACGAGUGUGACAUUGAAAGCUACGUUCUGGCCUCCAACCCGUACGUGCACGAGCACGUUCAAGCCAUUCGCAAGGUGGGCGAACUGCAGGAGCUGAUCGUCGGAACGGGUUACGUUCCUCAUCCCAGCCGCCGCUACCCACCGUACGCACACCGUGGCUAAAAUAGACACCGAGCGGAGCUCCUAUGGUUGCAGUGCAACUGCUGGCGGCGGAAAACGUUUACCAUGAUCGCGGGCGCCUCUUUUAUUCUGCUCUCAAUGCAAACGCUUAAGCACAAACUUCUUCAUUUUCCAGAAACAGCUGUGAAGAUAUGCACAGUAUUAAUGGCCGCUGGUGCGCUCGCUAAUUGUCGUUCCGGUUCGGUCGCGAAGCCAUACAAAAUGAAAACGUCGAAAUUAGAAUUGGAAACUCGAUCCGCCUCCUCCUUCCUCCGAACGGAUGGACAGACGGGCGGACUUUUUACGUUAACAGAUUUUUGACAAAAUUAGUCUUUAUAUUUAAAAAAGCCAAAGCGCUAUUACGGUGUUGUAAGAGAAGCAUAAGGUAGGGAAACAUGUUGUUAGGGAACCGGAAUGGCCGCAAACAUCGACCGUCGCAAAAAAAACUGCCGUUGCUGUAUCUGUGGCACUAUCUGUAACUUUAACCAAAACUGCUUUUUGAUGGUGUUCACUGCGUGCAACACAUCUGUGUGCGUGUGUCUUUGACGAAAUCCUUCUCGUUUUCAGCGUAUAUAGCGGAAACACACAGAUGCGUUUCUCUUUCCUUCUUUUUCGGACAAAUUGUACAUGUUAGAAGAUAGCAAGCACGUAAUCGUUAUAAUUGGGAGAGUAAUUAAUCGUUACUGUAAGUGUUCGAUAUUGGUGUUUAAAAAGGAAAUAGCGUUUAAGGAUACGAAUGAAUGUAUGAUACUGUAAAGAUGUUUUCUUUCGAACAAACACGUCUAUCGAAACGAAAUCCACCACCAGGAGUGUGUGCACUUCGUAUCUGGUUGCGUCGUCGCAUUUCCCCCCGGAUCGGCAGACAGUGGAUCAAAUUUUGUGAAUCGAACCAAUUUUCACCCAUGAAUCUAACACACACACACACGCUGUUUUUGGACAGUUGUUUGCUGUUUACAAUUGUAAAGAAUGUGUGUAUUAUUAAGUUUUUUUCCAAAUGAAAUUGUAUUCAAGCUACGUGUGUUAUCGCAAACGAUGUAAGGUGUUGCGCCUAUAUAAUAAAGUUAAUCCAGUUGAUGUAAAA